AUGAGCGGCAAGGCAUUAUCCAGCAGCGGGCUGGCCGCCCUCAUUGCGGCCUCCACGCCGGCCAAAGGCAGCAGCGCAGCAGGCCACAGCAAGGACCAAUCACAGAGCUUCGCGUCACCCUCGUUCCUGUCGCCGGCGCCCGCGUCCGCCACCCAGAAGCCGCACAGCAAACUCACACUGGGCGGCCAGCCGGCGCGCAAGCUCAAGGCCAUGAAGCGGCCGCUGGGCGCCCACCAGGGGCUCUCCACGCCCGCGGCGCACCACAAGACGCUGGACAAGAAGCCCAAGAAGCUCAAGCUCACGCCCAGCAGCACCAACAGCAGCCAGAAGGAGAGCGGGCUGAAGCCCCCCAAGAAGGCAACAGGUUCCUCCUCCUCCUCUUCAGCCCAGCACCGCGUGGGGCUCUCCAAGUCCGCGCGCGUGCUCGAGGACAUCUCGAACCGGAGGAACGCAGAGAAGCUCAAGGCCAGCGGCGCGUCGUCCACGCUCAGCCACGACCCGACGAGGAAGCUGGAGUUCCCCACGCCCGUCAAGACGCAGAGCAGCGACAAGAAGACGGUGAAAGAGCAGCAGCCCGUCAGCAGCAGCUCCUCGUCUUCGUCCUCUUCCUCCAGCUCGGAAGAGGAGGGAUACUCCAGUGACGAGGCGGAGGUGACGUUCGACGCGGCCACUAUCGGCAACAUGCGCGUGGUGCGGGAGGCCCUGGCGCAGAGCCCCGCGCUCUCGACUACGAGCACGUGCUCCGGCAUGGCGCCCGUGGGACUGGAGUACCAGUUUUCGGUGUCGUCCACUGUGUCGUCCGUGGCUGUGGCCCCGAACGGCAAAUUCCUGGUGGUGGGCUUCUACAACGGCAUGGUGUACCUCUACCCGCUGACCAAGGACUCGUUGGUGUUCAGGAGGGGAGUGCUGCUGGACCAGAUCAUGCCACGCGGCAUGUACACGCAGAUUAUGGUGACGGUGGCCAUCCCGGAGGACGGCAAGUUCAUCUUUGCAGGUGUGUACCGUGGUUCGACGGACAUUCGUGCGUUUGAGGUGGAUAGCAUCACGCUGCCGUCGUCUACGGACCUGCAGCAGUCGAGCAGCGCCUCGUCCUCGCUGCUGACCAGUGGUGACAGCGAUGACAGUGACGCGGAUGACGAUGAGACUGGUGUGUUUGGCUUGCCGAGUGCCAAAGUGGUCUCGCACACUUACUCCGAUGCCAAGCUGAAGGGUUUUGCUGCAGCGAAGAGCCUGUACCUCAAGGGGAGCAAGAAGACCGAGUACCGGUUGCUCUGCGGUAUCGGCAUUAAGAACGUGCACAUGUGGCGGUUCUACCAGAAGAAGACGGAGAACGAGGGCUAUGAGUGGAGCUGGGAGUGCGUGUUCGACAAGCAGACGAAUGGCAUCUCGCUGGAGUUCAUUACGUUCCACCCGACCAUCGCCAAUCAGUUUAUUUCCAAGUCGGAGCACCAGAACGUGCGCAUCUGGCACCUGGAGGAGGAGUACGACGCGUCGGAUAACUCGGUGACAAUUACGAAGAAGUCGCACACCGACGUCAAGCAGACCACCGACACUGUGGCUGUGUACGGAGACUACGCGUACGGCGGAAGCGAGUCCCUUGCAGUUGUUGACCUCCAGUCUGCUAGCCGCAUGGACCUGGACCUGCCGUUGUCCGCAAAGGAGCAGCGCGCCCAGCGCGAAGCUGCAAUUACCUCAAGAAAUGCUAGCUCGCUGCGUGCGUGGAACCCCCGUGGAAGUCGCCGACGAGGUGCGGAGGACACGAGUGCCCAGCGUCAUAUGCGUACAGUCAGCAAGGUUGCAGGCCAGGACGCCUCGCCCUUCACUGUGGGCAUGUGCAGCGAUGGCAGCGUGUUCUUCCACCAGCCGAAGAAGGAGACAGGUAUCGCGACUCCCCUGGACUACAUUGAAGGCUACGAGCAGUUCUUCGUGGACCCGUCGCUUGACUUCCAAGCGCAGUUCUCGGACCUCACUCGCGUGAACACCAGCGGGCUCCUUGCCGUGCUUCCUCUGCCUGAGAGCGAGAAGGAGAGGUGGAUGGUAGUGGCUGCGAAUCAGGACCAGAUCCUCGUGCGCAGCUUGGAGGCCUUCCUGCACCGCAACAACCAGAAGCGGGAAUACUCACAGGUUAAGAGUGACCUGCGUAACGUAAUGCGAGACCUGGGUGGCGCGGAAAGCACGGCAAGCACGGCGUCCCCGGUCGUAUCGAUCUCAUCGUCGUCUGAGUCGUCAAAUCCCAACACACCUGAGCAGCCCGGACUAUCGAGGGUAGAGAGACAGUUGCUGGCACUGAAAGAACUGCAGUGGACGCCGCCUCGCGCGGCCGCGAAGGCCCGAGAGAACAAUCAGGAGGAGCUCACAGACUCGGCUGUGGAUGCGGCGGCAGUUCUGGCUCAGCUGAGUUCUCGCAGCAACCAUGCGGAGGGCAAGUCCAAGACUGUGCCCAGCGGAAAGAAGACUGGUCACCGCAUGAAGGCUCAAGCUUUGUUUACUGAUGAGGUCACCGAGGACCAGGAGGACAACGCAGUGGUUGUGAAGGAGUCCCAAAAGGAGGCUGAAAUCGUGUCUUCGGCGACCAAGAAGCCGGCCGCCAACAAGCGCGGACGCUCUGGAUCCAAGAAAUCGGCGCGCGCGGAUAGUGAGAAGGACGUGGACGAGCCUGAGAACGGGGACAACCAAAUUGAGUCGCCGAAGUCCGUUGAGGAAGUGGACACAUAUGACGAGCUGGACGAUGAGCUGGAGCAGUUGGAGCAGUACGAGCCUGAGUUCGUGUCGGUGCCUCUAGUCAGCGACAACGGCUCCCUGUUGUCGGCAUCCAUGUACCUGUAUGCUGGUGCGCCUGUGCCAAGCUGCAGCGAUGUCAGCAUGGUCGACGCAGACGAAGACACUGCGGCCGAUUAUGCCGCUGCGGCGAGCGAGCAGACCAACUUGCUGCUUCAGUUUUCCCAACAGAAUGAGCGGCUCAAGAUGAACUUCUUGGCUGAGCGUGAGCGGAUCUACAAGCACCCGGACUGCAGCUGUGCGUCGCAGUCGCAGUCGAAGAAGUCCUCGUCCAGCUCAAUCGGCGGUGUCAACUGGCGGCGGAACGUGGCGCACGACUACCUCAAGCGCAAGCAGCUGAAGCGGCGGCACAAGAAGGCACUUGCGGCCAAGCUGCAGCAGCUCCACGCUAGCUACGCCGUGCAGAUCCAGGAGCUCUUGGCGGUGCAGCAGAUGCAGGCGAACGCCCUGCGAGCGCGGCAGCAGUUUCAGCACCUCCACCUGCAGUUUCAGCGGCAUGCGAGCAAAACCAACAGCGAGUGUUCGCCCUCUCCGUCCACCGUUGCGUCUCCGAUCAAGCACUCGUCGUUGCCCGACCACCUCUCGGGCUCGAGCUUCCCGUACCCCGAUCUCCUAUCCUAA
Phytophthora sojae is the source of this 3399-nucleotide messenger RNA. RefSeq lists its product as hypothetical. The transcript is spliced from 2 exons. NCBI's taxonomy places the organism in Eukaryota, Oomycota, Peronosporomycetes, Peronosporales, Peronosporaceae. The record is from RefSeq and is a predicted model, not a curated record. Gene Ontology annotation, molecular function: protein binding. The coding region runs from base 1 to 3399 and encodes 1132 amino acids.